CCAGAAGCCGCCAGCAGGGGACAACAACGAGCAAGCAGCACAAAAGACCACGAAGAAGAAGAGAAGACGGAAACGGCAACAACAGCAAGAGCGUCGGGAAGUUUUCAGUCAGUAGGUCAGUCAGUGAGUGAUGACGUCGCCGAUGCCGACGAAGGUGUUCCGCAGCCCGGCUCGUCACGGCUACGCGGUAGAGGCUUCGCCCUUCUUGGCCCAAAGGCUGGCGUGUGCCACCUCUCAGCACUACGGCAUAGCAGGCGGGGGCUCCCUGCUGGUCCUCGACGACACGCCGGCCGGACUUCGCCUCGUGAGAAGGUGGGAGUGGAGCGACGGGGUGUUUGACGUGUCGUGGAGCGAGGCCAACGAGCAUGUGUUGGUGGCGGCGGGCGGCGACGGCAGCCUGCAGCUGUGGGAUGCCCACCGGCGGGACGUCGCCCCCCUCAGGGUGGCCAAGGAACACACGCAAGAGGUCACGCGCACUCUCUGGGGCGCUCGUGUGUCCACGUGUAUGUGUGUUCAUGCGAGUGUGUGUGUGUGUGCGUGCGUGUGUACGCAGGUGUAUGCGGUGGACUGGAGUCAGACGAGAGGCGUGGACGCCAUCGUGUCAGGAUCGUGGGAUCGCACCGUCAAAGUGUGGGACUCCGUCCUCGGCCAAUCGCUGAGCACCCUCACGGGUCACCAGGGGGUCGUCUACAGCACCAUUUGGUCACCUCACAUCUCGGCGUGCUUUGCUUCAGCCUCAGGUGACGGGACGCUCAGAGUGUGGGACGCGAAGGCGGGCGCCUGCCCAUUGGUGGUCCCGGCUCACGACGCUGAGGUUCUGAGCUGUGAUUGGUGCAAAUACGAUCAGAAUAUUGUGGUGACAGGCUCCGUGGACCGCAGUUUGCGCGUUUGGGACCUGAGGAACCCCAGACAGCCUGUCAAUCAAAUGAGAGGCCACGCCUACGCCGUCCGUCGGGUCAAGUUUUCUCCAUUCAGUGGCAACAUGUUGGCGUCCUGCUCGUAUGACUUCACCGUCAGGUUUUGGGACUGGAAGAAUGCAAUUCCUCUCGUGGACACGGUGGAGCAUCACUCUGAGUUUGUGUGUGGAUUAGACUUCAACAUGCACGUACCCAACCAGGUGCUGGACUGUUCGUGGGAUGAGACUGUGAAGAUCUACACGCCGCCGCGUUUAUCUGCCGCCACGCCGCACCCCUGACCAGGACACGGCGAUGAUAACGAGGACGAUGAGGACACGCCCCCGCCCGCCACGACAUCAUCACGCCUCAGAGACGCAGGUCACCCGAUGCGCCCCGCCCCGCCCCUCGCCUUUGUCGUGGCGCCGACUUAAACAGGAAGUAGCGCUGCCUAUCCGCAGCUCAAGUUCCCGUGGCGAACGGCUGUACGUCCGGUAAGAACGAGGCGAGCGGCCGAUCGGACGGCUUCCGGUUUUCCAUCCAUCGGUUUGCCGGCGUGGACUCAUGCUGGCUAAUUCCCGAUUGGAACGCUAACCUCGCGCCAAUACGUUGCAACAUUUCCGCGGCGCCAAAUGACAGCAGAAGUCGUCCGCGGGAACUUCCACGCGGAGCCAGACAUUGAAAGCUCGCCCCUCGCUUGUUGCGUCUGUGGGGCAAGCGGAUGAAUUAGCCCCCCUCAGAUGCCCUCUCUGGACUUAUUUGAACAUUGAUGAACAGCGAUUGAAUAAAGGGUGACCUUCAA
This is a messenger RNA of Phyllopteryx taeniolatus (common seadragon), 1695 nucleotides long. RefSeq names its product peroxisomal biogenesis factor 7 (gene pex7). Gene Ontology annotation, molecular function: protein binding. The transcript is spliced from 10 exons. The coding region runs from base 131 to 1195 and encodes 354 amino acids. Lineage: Eukaryota; Metazoa; Chordata; Actinopteri; Syngnathiformes; Syngnathidae. Gene Ontology annotation, cellular component: peroxisomal matrix; cytosol. The record is from RefSeq and is a predicted model, not a curated record. Gene Ontology annotation, biological process: protein import into peroxisome matrix.